CAUUUUUUUAAAAAUAAAAUAAAAUAAAAAUACAUUUCCUUAGACCUAUAGCGAACUGUAUUUAAUAUUUUUUUUAUUCUUUCCAAUUUCACUAGGCAACCAGCGAAAUGUACUUUUUUUUUUAAAUUUUUUAAACAUUGAAUGUAUCAAACCCUAACUCCACCGACACAAGUGCCUUCUUUUCUCUUUCUCUUUCUCCUUCACCUUCUGCCUUUCUUUUCUUCUUCCUUUCUCCAUUCUUCCUCUUCCUCUAUGAAUCCAACACCAGUAUUCCUCAACUCUUUCUUCAUAAUUUCUUCAAAUAAUUUUGAGGUAUGGAUCGCCCCACAGUGACUGUACAUUUCAGUCCAAAAGAGUAUGAUUUGUUAAUACUCCAGGAGCAGGAUCGAUCCCAGGCUAUGUGGGAUGGGAAGUUGACUCGACAGGACGCGUGUUUAACUAUACAUCGUGCGAAUUUUGAAUUCUGGAAUCACGUGAGGCAGCACCCUUUGCACCACCGCAUCUUUAAUUACUUUGAGAGAUGUGGAUCUAGGGGAGUUUUAGAGGUAGGCGAUGUGCGUUAUGAUGAAGGAAUCAUCACUGCACUUAUUGAGAGAUGGCGUCCAGAGAUGCAUACUUUUCAUAUGCGCACUGGAGAAUGUACCAUCACAUUGCAGGAUGUCGAGGUCUUACAUGGCAUUCCCGUAGAUGGUGAUCCAUUUGUGCAAGCUGGUGUUAGACAAAUAAGCAAAUCAAGGUGGUGGGAGUUGAUGUUCGAGCUUACUAGUUGGUUGCUCGAAGGAGGAUCAAUUAAAGGUAACAUCUUGUUGAGGAUAAAAUCAUUAUCUAAGCAUGUGAAAAUCUUGCAUGAUAUUGAUGACGACACAGACGAGAUUGUAGUGCAAUAGAGGGUUAGGUUGUUCCUGCUUUGGCAGUUUGGUGGUACUAUAUUCCCUGAUAAUACUGGUGCAUGACUUAGUUUAGACUUUUUGCUUGACAUAAAGGACCUUGAUGUAAUGGGCAGGAAAUCUUGGGGAGUAGCGGCAUUAUCAUACUUGUACAAUUAUCCAUGUCGUGCUUCGAUGUGGAAUAGCCGUGAUGUUGGUGGAUUUAUUAUUUUUGUUGCAGGUACGUGAAUUUCAAUAUUAUGUUGUUCUAUUUUCAUUAUCCGUCUUAUUUAAUUGAAAAAAUAUUUCUAUAUUUUAAUUUACUUAUACAGGUUUGAGUUUGGGAGCGACUUAUCCCGAUGCAGCCAUCACUACGUCCUCUAAGAGUAAAUGAGCGAGAUACGAUAUUUGCCCAGAAAUGGACUCGUCAUGAAGAUCGCGAAAGCGAGGCACGAAUUGUGCCAAUACUUAGUAGGGAUGUGUUAGACAACCUAACUGAUGAUCAAGUAUUUUCAUUUUAAAAAUUUUUGAAGCUGUAAUUUGAUAAGAAAUGUGCAAAAUAUAAUAACAAUAGAAAUUUGCAAGAAAAUAUUAGCAAUCGGUUUAAAAAAUAAAUGUAUAUUUGCGACCCUUAUGUUUUAAUUAAAUUGAUUUAAAACUCAUAAUAAUAGCGGAAAAUGUAAAUCAUGAAUUUGCUAUAUUGUAAAUCAUAGCGG
This is a messenger RNA of Lycium barbarum (goji berry), 1582 nucleotides long. Its product is annotated as serine/threonine-protein phosphatase 7 long form homolog. Lineage: Eukaryota; Viridiplantae; Streptophyta; Magnoliopsida; Solanales; Solanaceae. The record is from RefSeq and is a predicted model, not a curated record. Gene Ontology annotation, biological process: meristem maintenance; meristem development. The transcript is spliced from 2 exons. The coding region runs from base 315 to 887 and encodes 190 amino acids.